This is a messenger RNA of Lottia gigantea (owl limpet), 387 nucleotides long. RefSeq lists its product as hypothetical. Gene Ontology annotation, molecular function: catalytic activity. The annotation marks the transcript as partial. The transcript has a single exon. Lineage: Eukaryota; Metazoa; Mollusca; Gastropoda; Lottiidae. The record is from RefSeq and is a predicted model, not a curated record.
AAGAGAGAGGAAAUUUUUCAUUGGCUGAAACUACAACAUUAUAACAUCAUACUAUUACAAGAAACAUAUUCUAUAGAGAGUGAUGAAAAGAAAUGUUCGACAGAAUGGUCAGGCUCUUGUUACUUUUCAAACUACAGAAAUAAUAGUGCAGGAGUGGCCAUUUUAUUCCAAAACAUACCAAUAGCAAGUAUAGAAAUCAAAAAAGAAAUAGCUGGAAGAUAUUUAUGUCUUAAUAUUAUGAUAGAAAAUAGAUAUUUUAUAAUUUCACAUAUAUAUGCACCUAAUCAUGAUAGCCCAGAAUUUUUCCAGGAUAUUUUUGAAACAUUGUUUAGGGACACUGAAUGCCCAGUUUUAUUAGGGGGAGACUUUAACCUUGUUAUGGACCUA